AGCUGCAGGAGUCCAGGAGUGCUCCAUGGGCAUGGGAGAGUUGGACUGGAUCUCUAAGAAUGGGGAGGAUACGGAAGGAUGCUCACCUCGUGCACCCUACAGGGUCGGUGUGAAGUGGCAUUCAUGGCCGCGAGGACCCCGGGUCUGAGGAAAGGACACCAGGGCUGAUGCACGAACUUGACUGAAGCCAUCACUCGGAGCCCAGAGUGACCACUACUCCAGGCUGGACAGAGCAGGGGUCAGUGGGAUCGGGGCCAUCGCAGUCCCUGAGGUUUUACCUAUCCUGGGCCAAGCGAGGGAGCCAGAGAGAUGGCCCUUGGAAGACAAGACCCUCCAGUGCACCCCAGGCUUGCCCCCGAGUGAUCUGGAUUUGGCCGGGAAGGUGGCCGAAGCCUCCGUGCUCCCCCAGACCCACGGCUGCCCACCCCCGCCAGGCCGGGGCCAUGGAAAAGUUCCGCACGCUCUUCCAGCACUUCCAGUCCAGCUCGGAGUCGGUGAUGAACGGCAUCUGCUUGCUCCUGGCUGCAGUCACGGUCAAGCUGUACUCCUCCUUCGACUUCAAUUGCCCCUGUCUGGCGCGCUACAAUGCCCUCUACGGCCUGGGCCUGCUGCUCACGCCCCCACUCGCCCUCUUCCUCUGUGGCCUCCUUGCCAACCGGCAGUCCGUGGUCAUGGUGGAGGAGUGGCGCCGGCCCACGGGGCAGCGGAAGAAGGACCCAGGCGUCAUCAGGUAUAUGUGUUCCUCUGUGCUGCAGAGAGCACUGGCCGCCCCCCUCGUCUGGAUCCUCCUGGCCCUCCUUGACGGCAAGUGCUUCGUGUGCGCCUUCAGCAGCUCCGUGGACCCCGAAAAGUUUCUGGACUUUGCCAACAUGACCUCCAGCCAGGUGCAGCUCUUCCUGGCCAAGGUGCCCUGCAAAGAGGAUGAGCUGGUGAGGGACAGCCCCGCUAGAAAGGCAGUGUCCCGCUACCUACGGUGCCUGUCACAGGCCAUCGGCUGGAGUAUCACCCUGCUACUGAUCGUCGUGGCCUUCCUGGCCCGCUGCCUGAGGCCUUGCUUCGACCAGACAGUCUUCCUGCAGCGCAGAUACUGGAGCAACUACGUGGACCUGGAGCAGAAGCUCUUCGACGAGACUUGCUGUGAGCAUGCGCGGGACUUCGCGCACCGCUGCGUGCUGCACUUCUUCGCCAGCAUGCAGAGCGAGAUGCGGGCGCGGGGGCUGCGCCGGGACACCGCGGACGGGGGCCCCGAGCCACCCGAGGGCACCGACGGCCUGGACGGGGACGGAAGCAGGAAGGCCCACCUGCGGGCCGUUUCCAGCCGGGAGCAGGUGGACCGGCUCCUGAGCACCUGGUACUCCAGCAAACCGCCGCUCGACCUCGUGGCAUCGCCGGGACUCCGGGAGGGUGGCCUCAACCACCGCGCUCCCACGGUGGCCCCAGGCGCCAGGCUUUCCCAGCACACUGACGUGUAGGGACCCCAGCGGUGCCCCCACAUGAAAUGCCCGC
Ailuropoda melanoleuca (giant panda) is the source of this 1506-nucleotide messenger RNA. RefSeq names its product calcium homeostasis modulator 3 (gene CALHM3). NCBI's taxonomy places the organism in Eukaryota, Metazoa, Chordata, Mammalia, Carnivora, Ursidae. The transcript has 4 exons. Bases 444 to 1472 code for a protein of 342 amino acids. Gene Ontology annotation, cellular component: plasma membrane. The record is from RefSeq and is a predicted model, not a curated record. Gene Ontology annotation, molecular function: monoatomic cation channel activity.